This is a messenger RNA of Tarenaya hassleriana, 1158 nucleotides long. Its product is annotated as 2-oxoglutarate-Fe(II) type oxidoreductase. The transcript is spliced from 11 exons. Bases 41 to 1033 code for a protein of 330 amino acids. The record is from RefSeq and is a predicted model, not a curated record. NCBI's taxonomy places the organism in Eukaryota, Viridiplantae, Streptophyta, Magnoliopsida, Brassicales, Cleomaceae.
GGUAAUAAACAAAGAGAGAGGGGUUGAGUUGACUGAGGGGAUGGCGACGGUGCUGCAACUUCCGGUGAUCGAUUUCUCCUCGGAGAAAAAGCUCUCCGCCGCCGAAUCUAUCCGUCAGGCUUGUAUGGAUCAUGGAUUCUUCUAUGUUAAGAAUCAUGGAGUUCCUGAAGAAUUGAUAGAAGACGUUUUCAGAGAGAGUAACAGAUUCUUCUCUCUCCCCCUAGAAGAGAAGAUGGGGGUUUUCCGAGUCAAUUACCGGGGUUACUCGCCGUUGUACGAUGAGAAACUCGAUUUAUCUGAUCCGAAUCGUCCGCGUCAGGACGAGAAACUCGAUUCGUCCCGCCCCACCCGAGGUGAUCCCAAGGAGACCUUCUGUUUUGGUUCUUCCACAGGUGAUCUGGCCCAGCGUUAUCCCAAUCAAUGGCCUGAUGAAGAUAUUCUGCCGUCAUGGAGGUCAACCAUGGAGUGUUACUACAAGAGUGUCCUAUCUGUUGGUAGGAAGCUGCUUGGCCUAAUCGCAUUGGCGCUGAAUUUGGACGAGAACUACUUCGAGCAAAUCGGAGCCUACAGUGAUGGCGCUCCCAUUGUUCGCCUCUUACAUUAUCCAGGCGAACUGGUUUCGUGGAGUGAGGAAACAUAUGGAGCCUCUGCUCACACGGAUUUGGCGAUGAUCACUCUUCUUGCCUCGGAUGGAGUUCCCGGACUUCAGGUUUGUAGGGAUAAGUCAAAAGAAGCGCGUGUAUGGGAAGAUGUCCCUGGAGUCAGAGGAGCUUUCGUUGUCAACAUUGGUGAUCUGAUGGAAAGGUGGACUAACGGAUUGUUCCGGUCGACCUUACAUAGAGUGAUCCACGUGGGCAAGGAACGUUACUCCGUGGCGUUCUUCUUAGAUCCGCACCCGGACUGCGUUGUGAAAUGCUUGGAGUGUUGUUGCAGCGAAACUUGCCCUCCAAGAUUCCCACCGAUCCGUGCCGAGGACUACUACGACGGGCAAUUCAGCCUUACCUAUGGCCGCACUCCGACCGCCGGGAAAUGAACUGUGUUGUUGUCAUGAACGAAAUAAGAAUUUUGUAUUUCCAUAUAUGCUGUUCUUGAUUUGUAUUUGAAUUGUAAAACACAAACGCAUGUAACAUUAUUCGGAAUCAACCCAUUGUAAAAUCA